AACAUUCCAAAAGUAUCCAUUUACCUAACAAUCCAAUCUUCUUCGUCAAAAGCAAAGCUUUUUCUUGAUGGGAUUUAUCUCUUGCAUCUCACUUCCGACUAUCAGUUCGAGAAUUCCAUCGACUCUGUUCUCAAAGCAGUCGACUUUAGCAUCUUUGUAUUCAAAAAAGUUUGCUUUGAGACGCGAGGAGGGCAAACCCAGUUUCUCCUUGUCACUAUCAGCGUCUUCGAUGAUGGUGACUCCUAUACAAGCCUCUUCUUCCUCCUCCUCCACCAUUGGUGAGACAACUGAUGGCUUGAAGGUCCAGUCUCAUGUUUCAAUUGGUGCAAACGAUUUGCUUAUUGUUGGACCAGGUGUUCUUGGACGCUUAGUUGCAGAAAAAUGGAGACAGGAACAUCCAGAUUGUCAAAUCAUUGGGCAGACAGCAACACCAAACCAUCAUGAUGAGUUAGAGAAGUUGGGUAUCAAACCAGCAAUUAAAGGAACUGAAUUUGAUGGCAAGUUCUCCUAUGUCAUCUUUUGUGCUCCUCCUUCACAAAGUCCUGAUUACGCCGCUGAGCUCAGGACGGCAGCAUCAAAGUGGAAUGGCGAAGGAUCGUUUAUAUUCACUUCUAGUUCUGCACCUUAUGAUUGCUUUGAUAAUGGAGAAUGCAACGAGGAUUCUCCAGUAGUGCCACUAGGAAAGAGCCCAAAAACCGAUGUGCUUUUGAGAGCUGAAGCAGUAGUGUUGGAAAGUGGAGGGACUGUCCUCAGACUUGCAGGCCUUUACACAGAGACUAGAGGUGCACAUAAUUACUGGUUGAAUAAGGAGAUAGUUGAUGCUCGUCCUGAUCAUAUCCUAAAUCUCAUCCACUAUGAGGAUGCAGCGUCACUAGCGGUUGCAAUCAUGAAGAAGAAAGCUGGAGGUCGGAUUUUCUUGGGCUGUGAUAACCAUCCUUUGUCAAGGCAAGAGGUGAUGGACCUGAUGGCUGAAAGUGGAAAGUAUGAUAAGAAGUUCAAAGGUUUCACGAGCACCAGUGGUCCUUUAGGGAAGAAGCUGAACAACUCAGGGACACGAGGGGAGAUAGGAUGGGAGCCUAAGUAUCCUAGCUUUGCUCAGUUUCUUGGAGUUACCAAGUAAUGUUUUUAACUUUGAUCAAGAUGAUGGAGUACGCAGAAAGAAGAGACCUAGAACGCUACUGAUGAAAUAAUCCACAGAUGUGAAGCAUUUUUUUUAAUGUUUGGUUCAAACUCCGAGUGUUCAAACAGCUGAUAAAUAUUUCAGAAUUCUUCAAGAAAAUGUUUGGUUACAUUAACCAUGCA
Messenger RNA from Raphanus sativus (radish), 1302 nucleotides. RefSeq lists its product as uncharacterized. Bases 68 to 1120 code for a protein of 350 amino acids. The transcript is spliced from 8 exons. The record is from RefSeq and is a predicted model, not a curated record. NCBI's taxonomy places the organism in Eukaryota, Viridiplantae, Streptophyta, Magnoliopsida, Brassicales, Brassicaceae.